AGCGGUGCGGUCUGGGUCGGGUACCGAUCUGACAAGAUAAAGCUGCCGGAGAAUGGACAGUGAGGUCCAGAGAGAUGGAAGGAUCUUGGAUUUGAGUGAUGAUGCUUGGCGAGAAGACAAGCGGCCUUAUGAGGAUGUUGCAAUACCACUGAAUGAGCUUCCUGAAUCUGAACAGGACAACGGAGGCACCACAGAGUCUGUUAAAGAACAGGAAAUGAAGUGGACAGACUUAGCCUUACAGUACCUCCAUGAGAACGUUCCCCCCAUAGCAAACUGACCCUUGGCUCCUUUUUCAUGGACAGAUUUUUUAAAAAUACAUAGAUACAGAACGUUUUCUUCCAGUCUCCUAAUUGAAAUCUUUUAGUAAUAGAUCAGCACUCAACAAUGUACACCCACUUAGUUUGUGGCAGCAAAGUGCAAUGUGAAGAUACUCACCAGAGCGAGAAACUGAUUGAGAUUUCUCAGGAGUGCAGAAUAUUUGGCUCUCUGAACCUAAAGGUCUUCAUUCACUGGCUUGUGUCUGAACAUCAUGAGUUAAACAUUUGCCUUUAACUCUGAUUUUGCUUUACUAUCAGAGCUUAACACAUGCCAACUGCUUAUCUGUGUCCUGUGACACGGGUGAUUGAAAAUAUGAGAGGGAAAGGCAAAAAGGAAGCCACACGUGAAGAGAAUUAUUACCAUCUCAUAUACCCCUAUUCUGAGAAGAUUCUGAGUGAUGUGUGUGAAGCCUGUAGAUGUAAUGGAUGUAUAGAUAGCCUGUUUACUGAUUACUGGGACUCCUAAGAUUCCCUGUAGGAUUUUCAAACUUUGGAUACAUUUACAGAUUAAAAAGUUAUCUGACAGUUACCUCUGCUGCCCCUACAACUUCCUUUGGUGCCUCUGGAAAGGAUCUUUGGCUAGAUGUUUUAUCUAGUAACAGCAUUUCUUAUUUUCUCAAAGCGCUUUCAGAUGUAACUGAAACACCAUGGAGUCAGAUUUAGUUAAGCAUUUGUAUAAGAACUUGUAUUUUGCAGAACCCAUUCAUGGACAUUGAUCUCCUGGAAUUGUUUGCCUCUGUUAAGUGGCAUCUUUCUUGUUCUGUGCCCAGAUCAUAAACUCUGGGAAGAGGCCCUGCCUUAUACUUCUGUAUCCCUCAUUGAAAAACUGAAAACACUGAAUAAUUGGGGGGG
Molecule: messenger RNA, 1169 nt
Organism: Diceros bicornis minor
Lineage: Eukaryota; Metazoa; Chordata; Mammalia; Perissodactyla; Rhinocerotidae
Product: anaphase-promoting complex subunit 13-like
Exons: 1
Coding region: 53-277 (74 amino acids)
Biological process (GO): protein K11-linked ubiquitination
Cellular component (GO): anaphase-promoting complex
Source: RefSeq, a predicted model, not a curated record